Messenger RNA from Lemur catta (Ring-tailed lemur), 5695 nucleotides. It is a transcript of the gene RBPJ, whose product is annotated as recombination signal binding protein for immunoglobulin kappa J region. The transcript is spliced from 12 exons. The record is from RefSeq and is a predicted model, not a curated record. Gene Ontology annotation, molecular function: RNA polymerase II cis-regulatory region sequence-specific DNA binding; DNA-binding transcription activator activity, RNA polymerase II-specific. Bases 311 to 1780 code for a protein of 489 amino acids. Gene Ontology annotation, cellular component: MAML1-RBP-Jkappa- ICN1 complex; nucleus. Gene Ontology annotation, biological process: regulation of transcription by RNA polymerase II; Notch signaling pathway. Lineage: Eukaryota; Metazoa; Chordata; Mammalia; Primates; Lemuridae.
UAUUGUAACACACUCCUUGUGGUUAGGAACCAUGUUUCUUUUUGCUGCUCUCUAUCCAAGUGUCUAACACGUAAUAGGCACUUAAAUGUGUGCAGAAUGGUGAAAGCAAGAAAAAAGGAACCAGAAUCUGGAAGAACAAUUAAUUAUACCAUUAAUAGUUCCAAUUAAUUACACAUUUAUACCAACAAUUAAUUAUACCAUUCUUUCUCCUCUUGUGUUCUAGAGUUGGUGCUAGAGUGGCCGUCAGUUGUCUUGCUCGCCUGCUGCUCACUUCCUGCUUUGUGGCCUGUCUACACAUAACUGCACACACAUGGCACCCCCCCUAACCAUUUGCAGGAAAUUUGGUGAGCGGCCUCCACCUAAACGACUCACUAGGGAAGCUAUGCGAAAUUAUUUAAAAGAGCGAGGGGAUCAAACAGUGCUUAUUCUUCAUGCAAAAGUUGCACAGAAGUCAUAUGGAAAUGAAAAAAGGUUCUUUUGCCCUCCUCCUUGCGUGUAUCUUAUGGGCAGUGGAUGGAAGAAAAAAAAAGAACAAAUGGAGCGUGAUGGUUGUUCUGAACAAGAGUCUCAACCAUGUGCAUUUAUUGGGAUAGGGAAUAGUGACCAGGAAAUGCAGCAGCUAAACUUGGAAGGAAAGAACUACUGCACAGCCAAAACAUUAUACAUAUCUGAUUCAGACAAGAGAAAGCACUUCAUGUUGUCUGUAAAGAUGUUCUAUGGCAACAGUGAUGACAUUGGCGUGUUCCUCAGCAAGCGGAUAAAGGUCAUCUCCAAACCUUCCAAAAAGAAGCAGUCAUUGAAAAAUGCUGACUUAUGCAUUGCCUCAGGAACAAAGGUGGCUCUGUUUAAUCGACUUCGAUCCCAGACAGUUAGUACCAGAUACUUGCAUGUAGAAGGAGGUAAUUUCCAUGCCAGUUCGCAACAGUGGGGAGCAUUUUACAUUCAUCUCUUGGAUGAUGAUGAAUCAGAAGGAGAAGAAUUCACAGUCCGAGAUGGGUACAUCCAUUAUGGACAAACAGUCAAACUUGUGUGUUCAGUUACUGGCAUGGCACUCCCAAGAUUGAUAAUUAGGAAAGUUGAUAAGCAGACUGCACUGCUGGAUGCAGACGAUCCUGUGUCACAACUCCAUAAAUGUGCGUUUUACCUUAAGGAUACAGAAAGAAUGUACUUGUGCCUUUCUCAAGAGAGAAUAAUUCAAUUUCAGGCCACUCCAUGCCCGAAAGAACCAAAUAAAGAGAUGAUAAAUGAUGGCGCUUCCUGGACAAUCAUUAGCACAGAUAAGGCAGAGUAUACGUUUUACGAGGGGAUGGGCCCUGUCCUGGCCCCCGUCACCCCUGUGCCUGUCGUAGAGAGUCUUCAGUUGAAUGGCGGUGGGGACGUAGCAAUGCUUGAACUCACAGGACAGAAUUUCACUCCAAAUUUACGAGUGUGGUUUGGGGAUGUAGAAGCUGAAACUAUGUACAGAUGUGGAGAGAGUAUGCUCUGUGUCGUCCCAGACAUUUCUGCAUUCCGAGAAGGCUGGAGAUGGGUCCGGCAGCCAGUCCAGGUUCCAGUAACUUUGGUCCGUAAUGAUGGAAUCAUUUAUUCCACCAGCCUUACCUUUACCUACACACCAGAACCAGGGCCGCGGCCACACUGCAGUGCAGCCGGAGCAAUCCUUCGAGCCAAUUCAAGCCAAGUACCCCCUAACGAAUCAAACACAAACAGCGCGGGGAGCUACACAGACGCCAGCACAAACUCCACCAGUGUCGCAUCGUCUACAGCAACAGUGGUGUCCUAACUACCGUCUUUUUGCUAGGACUUAAACUGACUUGAGUGCGGCAAAAAGUUGACAAAAAAAGAGGAAAAAUAAAUGAACAAUCUUUUGUGGUUUCUUGGGAAAACUUUUCAUACCGGGUGAUACUAUUCAAAAUCCGUUACCUGCAAGUGCUGAUUUGAAAUGCAGAAGCCACAGUAAAACAAACACACACAAAAAAUCAAAAUUUAAAAACUAUUGGAAAUCAAGUUUCUCAGCUGUGUUUUUUGUUCAGUUGGUUAUUGUUUGGUUUUUUUUCAAAUGGGCAAGAAAUAAAUAUGUGGCUGGAAUAAAAGUUAAGCAAACUAGAAGACACAAAGCUAACGUAGUUUUUAUGGACCAAGGAACUUGUAUAAGCUUUAGUAAAAGGUACAUUUUCACCAUACCUUUUUUAAUAUCAUGGUAUAUAGUACACCUUGUUACCAAAUAGGUUGUUCUCUUCCCUACCCACCUUUGAGCUUUUGCUCUAAAGUACAUUCAGGUUCCAAGCCUGACCAUGCUUGUUUAAUCUAAUUACCAUACUCUUCCAGGUAUUUUUGGUCUAAGGCUGGAACUAUUUUUUUUUAAGCUGAAGUCUUAAUGACUUUUCAUGAGUCGAAAUUGUUUUGAUUUCAGCAAGUCAAAUCUUGUAAAGGCCUGCAUAUUUUUUUUAAGAUUAUAUGAAGUCUGUGCAAAAGCUUUAAAAAAAUGCCUCUGCCUUGCCUGCAAUACAUGCAAUGUAUGUUAACUUAGUCUCUAUUCUCAGACACUGUUGGUAGUUAUUUCUGUGUUUUCCUUUUUUUUUUUUUUUUUUUGUUAAAUGUAUUUAUAGUGGUUAUCCAAGAGGUUCUAACAUUUACAUGGAAUUCAGUGUGGCCAUUUAGUCAUUAAUGAGUAAAUGGUGCAGAACAUGUUGGUGUUUGAAGUGUUCUCUCCCCUUUUCCCAUACGUAAACACAACUGUGUGUUCCAGGAUUUCUUCAGGUUUUUUCCCUCUUCCUAAUCUUGUACAUAACUUGUAUUAUGUGUAAGUUAAACAAUUUAUUUUGAACUUGGAAUGUUCCCAGUGAUUUCAUUCAGCAGAGUGUUUUCUGCCUUGUUGGCAAAUGACAAAAAAAUAUCAUGAGAAGUAUUUGCUACCAGUUGGUAGAUGGUGCCCUAAGGGUAGAAUGGAGAAAAUCUCAGCAAAAGCAUGUUUUAUUAUCUUUAUUUUUUUUUAUUUUUUAUUUUUUGGUAGCCUAGGCCAGAACAUCAUUGUAAUCUUAAAACAUAAGAUGCUUUCACUAGAUGAUCAACUAAAAUAGCUGGAAGACAGAAACAGUUGUAAGGUUAUAAAAAUGCAAAUGUAACUUAUGUUGCCAUUUCUUUCUCUGCCUUUUUUGUUUUCUCUUCCCCAGUACUGAGCAUCUCCACAAAUGUUUCCUACUCGGAAAACAUUUCUUUUCCUUUCAUUUGAGAUUUGGUUGCAUUCAGGGUUGUGUGUUGGCCUUGCAUGCUAAUCUCACCAGUUUUACAUUACUUUCGUUCCUGCACUUUGGUUAUGCCUUUGUUCAGUUUCUUGGAAAUUGCAGCAGACUCAUUGGGCUACAUUUAGUACAAGAACCACAUGUGUAUGUUAUAGGACACAGUCUAGUAAUACAAUCAUCCUUCUUAGAGUAAAAACUACCUCUAGAUAGUGGUAAGCUUUUACUGCCCCAUAAAACAGGAGCCACAGUACCUUAUGAAUACAAAACUGUAACUUCCUAUAGCGUUUCCAUACAGAACACUGUCUUUCUGGUGUCCUGGGCUAUUUUGAAAACGUUUCCAUCAAUAGACUUUUUAGAAAUCAUUGUUAGUAGCAUUUUUCCCCUGGCUUUGCUGUCUUCAUCGCUCACUCUUUCUCUCAGACUAUGCCACUGUAAAUACUCUUCCUAACAUCUUUAAAUAGCCUUUUCCUCAGUUUUCAAGGGGAAAGUAAUUUGUAAAGCAUGUUAGGUGAUUAAAUCCAAGUUAUUGCGGUUUUCUCUUACUGCAAGCCUUUUUAAUCACCCCCAGGCUGCAUUUUACUCUGUAUAGCCUUUUCUCUUCAAAUCUGCUCCAGUCGCUCACUUCUCUCUUAUAAACUAAUCCUGCCUCACACCUUAAACCUGUUUCAGUGAUCAAGGGCAGAACUCAUUGUGGCCUUAUCUUUCUUUGUUGACUAUUCACUGGCUCUUACUUGCCAACCUGCUUGUUUCUGAGUAGUAUUUAUUCUCUCUGUUGAGUCAUGGCAGAAGUCAUUACACAGUUCUUUUGUUCAGAGUGUGGAAAUGUUUUUAGUGCUGCUCUACAUUUAACGGGCCACAAGUUUCUUCCACUUCCUAGGUUUGGUAUUUAGUUGAGAAAUCAUACUAAAUUAACCGAUAACAAAUGAGAUGCUUUUGAAGAACAAGCUAUUCCUUACCCAGCUUUGUAACUCAAAAAUAAUUUUUCAAGUUCAUGGCUUUAUUAAAGUGAACUUUUGCUUUUUUAAUGUUCAUAUCUUUGGUUCUUUGUUUCUUUGAAUAAGGUAAUUGAAAUAUUAGACUAAAACCCUUUUCCUGUUUUGUUUUUUUUUUUUUUUUAAAACUGCAAGAAUGUACUUAUACAGGCAUUUCCCCCACCUAUUGUAUGCCAUUCUCACACCACAGACUAAAGAGUGUCUAUUGUAGCUUAUUGUUUAUCAGUAGUUCUUUUGUCAGCUGCUUAAAAAAAAUCUUUUUCAUGGAUUUGUGAAUCAUUUGUAGUAUAUAAUUUAUAGGAACCUUGUUCUCCAAUUAUAGUAGAAUAGUCCCUCCCCCAAUGAUGGCAUUAUUAAAGAUGCUGGUCAUGUAUGCUCAUAGAGACUCUCUUCUUAGAAUGGUGAAUGAAUGCUUCAGUUAUAGUAUGUUUGAUUUUUUUAAAAAUUCUGUUUCGGAAGUAUAUCAUUAUGCUCUCAUGAUUCUAUGCAAUUUCUAAAACAUAUGCAUAGAAGCUGAGCCUCUGAUCCAAUACAUUGUUAUUUGUUCUGUUGAAUCUAUCACAUAGAUUGGGAAGGCAAACUAAAGGCUUUACAUGUAGAAAUGCCCUUUAUAUUUUGAAUGAUUUCAGAGUUGAACACUAUUAUAAUAUUUAACCCGCUGCUGACUUCUCUUAAACCAUGGCAACUAAAGGCACCCUCAUACGUGAAUUAAUUAGUGAAAUAUGUGUCACUCUUACUGCACAGACUUAAUUUCGAUCACAACUGGUCAGUUUUUUUGUUUUUGUUUUUAAGGAAACUGGUACCAUCUGUGCUUUAAAUCCAAUUUAUUGCGGUUUUCUCUUACUGCAAGCCUCAGAAAAUUUCCAGUGCCAUUUUUGAGAAUUAACCUAACUAGUCAUGUUAACCAGAAAAUCUUUGGAGGGGGGAUUCCUUUUUGAAACAGAAUGCUAUUCAAUUAUUAACCAAGUUAUUUACUUUGAUUUCAAAAGCAGCUGUGUUUCUGAUGAGUACUGAACAAAUGUGUGUAAUUUUCUGUGCCAGACUUUUGACUUUGUUUUCAAGCACUGUAAUGUGGGAUGGAUGGUUAGAAACAAUAAUAUAUUAGGGUUUCUAUUUAACCCUUUCAGGACUGAACUGUAUCUCCUUUUAUUAAUUUUUCCCUGUGUUGUGGUAAAUGUUUGCCAGCAUUCAGUACUGUGUUGGUCCAGAUGUAGGUUUAUGUGCUCAUUUUUAGCUUAUUUCUUGUACCUUGCAGCAUGCUCUGAGCAUUCAGUCCUUAAGGGGUUUAUUUUACAAACUGUGCGCCUGUAAGGUUAAUUAGCAAUAAGAUAGAAAAUUGAGCAAGUUUAUACCAUAAUUUUGUAGAAAAAAGAAUCUGCUCAGUUCCAUAUUUCAUCCAUGAAAAACCUGCAAUACGGGCAGUUUCAAGGAAUAAAUAAAAAGGAAAUGUAAACCAUUGUAAAA